Molecule: messenger RNA, 3266 nt
Organism: Budorcas taxicolor (takin)
Lineage: Eukaryota; Metazoa; Chordata; Mammalia; Artiodactyla; Bovidae
Gene: LZTS1
Product: leucine zipper tumor suppressor 1
Exons: 4
Coding region: 308-2095 (595 amino acids)
Biological process (GO): regulation of dendrite morphogenesis; regulation of synaptic plasticity
Cellular component (GO): dendritic spine
Source: RefSeq, a predicted model, not a curated record
CGGGAGGCGAGGUAGAAAGUUUCUCUGCUCGCCUCAUCUAGCAAGCCGGAGCUGAGAGCAAUCUCGGGACCCGCCCGGCCAGCGCGAGAGGAGAGACGGGAGCACAUCGCCAAACACACUGGAAAAGAAAAGAAAAAAACCCUGAAGUCAGCCCCAGGCGCAGGGACAGAUAAGGUCUCAGCUCUCCCAGGCUCUGUGAGGCUUCUGCUAUGACUGCAGUCUCUUCUCGGAGCCAGGACUGCCCCUCGCCGCCCCUGCCACGCCAGGUCCCCGCUCUGCCCCAGCUGUCCUCGGCCCCCGUGUCGCCAUGGGUAGCGUCAGCAGCCUCAUCUCCGGCCACGGCUUCCACAGCAAGCACUGCCGGGCCUCUCAGUACAAGCUGCGCAAGUCUUCCCACCUCAAGAAGCUCAACCGCUAUUCAGACGGGCUGCUGAGGUUUGGCUUCUCCCAAGACUCAGGGCAUGGCAAGUCCAGCUCCAAAAUGGGCAAGAGCGAAGACUUCUUCUACAUCAAGGUCAGCCAGAAGGCCCGGGGCUCCCACCGCCCUGAUUACACGGCACUGUCCAGUGGGGACCUAGGGGGCCAGGCAGGGGUGGACUUCGACCCGUCCACCCCCCCGAAGCUCUUGCCCUUCUCCAAUCAGCUAGAGAUGGGUUCUGAGAAAGGUGCUGUGAGACCCACGGCCUUCAAGCCAGUGCUGCCUCGGUCAGGCGCCAUCCUCCACUCAUCCCCUGAGAGCGCCGGCCACCAGCUGCAUCCCGCACCUCUGGACAAGCCCAAGGAGCAGGAGCUGAAGCCCAGCCUGUGCUCCGGGGCAUUGUCCGACUCUGGCCGGAACUCCAUGUCCAGCCUGCCCACCCACAGUACCAGCAGCAGCUACCAGCUGGACCCGCUGGUCACUCCGGUGGGGCCCGCCAGCCGGUUUGGGGGCUCAGCCCACAACAUCACACAGGGCAUUGUCCUCCAAGACAGCAACAUGAUGAGCCUGAAGGCCCUGUCUUUCUCCGACGGGGGCAGCAAGCUGGCCCACGCAAGCAAGGACAAGGGCUCUGUGCGCUCCCCCAUCUCCACGGACCAGUGCACCAUCCAGGAGCUGGAGAAGCAGCUGCUGGAGAGGGAGGGUGAGCUGCAGAGACUGCACCGCAGCUUCGAGGAGAAGGAGCUGGCCGCCAGCCAACCUUAUGAGGAGCGGCCGCGGCGCUGCAAGGAUGAGCUGGAGGGGCUGGAAGCCAAAGGCAAGAUGAAGGUGGCCGCACAGAAGAGCCAGCGUGCCCAGCAGGUCCUGCAUCUCCAGGUGCUCCAGCUCCAGCAGGAGAAACGGCAGCUCCGGCAGGAACUCGAGAGCCUCAUGAAGGAGCAGGACCUGCUGGAGACCAAACUCAGGUCUUACGAGAAGGAGAAGACCAGCUUUGCCCCUGCACUGGAGGAGACGCAGUGGGAGGUGUGCCAGAAGUCCGGAGAGAUCUCCCUCCUGAAGCAGCAGCUGAAGGAGUCCCAAACAGAGAUCAACGCCAAGGCCAGCGAGAUCCUCAACCUGAAGGCUCAGCUGAAGGACACGCGGGGCCGCCUGGAGAGUUUGGAGCUGAAGACGCAGGACUUGGAGAGCGCGCUGCGCACCAAGGGCCUGGAGCUGGAGGUGUGCGAAAACGAGCUGCAGCGCAAGAAGAACGAGGCGGAGCUCCUGCGGGAGAAGGUGAACCUGCUGGAGCAGGAGCUGCUGGAGCUGCGGGCCCAGGCCGCCCUGCAGCGGAGCAGGGACGCGGCCGCCCUGGGUCCCGCCUCCGCGGACGACGUGCCCGCCCUUCAGCGCGAGCUGGAGAGGCUGCGCGCAGAGCUCAAGGAGGAGCGGCAGGGGCAUGACCAGAUGUCCUCCGGGUUCCAGCACGAGCGGCUGGUGUGGAAGGAGGAGAAGGAGAAAGUGAUCCAGUACCAGAAGCAGCUGCAGCAGAGCUACCUGGCCAUGUACCAGCGGAACCAGCGCCUGGAGAAGGCACUGCAGCAGCUGGCCCGCGGGGACGGGGCGGGGGAGCCCUUUGAGAUCGACCUUGAAGGGGCUGACAUCCCCUACGAGGACAUCAUCGCCACUGAGAUCUGAGGGGCCUCCUGGGAGAGGGCCCGGGACCUGGCAUUGGGAGGCAGGGGUGCUGAGUCCGUCGAUGGGGGCUCCCUUGCCCUGCUACCCUGCUCAGGCCUCAGAGAGAAGAAGCACAGACUUCAAGGCGAGGAGAUUGGUUGCGGGGUGGGAGUGGGGGACAGUUGUUGCUACAGGGCCUCUCCUGGCCUUUCCCAAGAUCCAGCGCUUAGCAACCCUGCAGCUAGCCAGACCUCCAGCUUUGCCAAGAGAGGAGUCCUGGGAUCAUCAAGAUUUGGUUAAGGGCUUCCUAAAACUUGGUCUUUGUUCAAAUGCUAAAUGCUCUCCCUAAAUGCUCUCCCAGAGAGGGUGAUGACUGACGGAAGCUCCCUUCCACCUCUUUUCCUACAACUUUUCUUGUCCCCCCAUCCCCGCUCCCAACACACUGGGAUGCCCCUUGGGAACAGAACACGAGCAUUUAUGACCAGAAGCUUUGGAAUCUGACCUGGUCAUACCUGAGCUAUUUCCCCCGACCAUGGAGGGACAGGGCUUGGAGUGGGAUGUGGAGAAACUGGCUGAACAGAAAUCAGAGCUUCCCAACACUGUUGGUCUCAGAAAGGAGGGAAGAGCUGGGGCCACCCAGGGGGUGUCGAGACUCAGCCAGACCAGAGAGGGUCUGAAGGAGAAGCUAGGUGGUGACAGCCAGACCGUCUAGCUCUGCUGACUGGACGUGAGCAGCCUCGGGGUGACUGGUGGCCUUUGAUCUCUUCUUAAAGCCAUAGCCCCAAGGCCCUGGUGUGGGUGCUGAGGAGGAAAGAUGAUGCAGGGAGUGUGUAACUCCAUGCUGUCCCCAGGGGAGCCCCCAGAUCUUUUCAUCAUGAGAACAGAGAUAGGGAUUUCCCCUCCUGUUCAGGUUGCUCAGCAGUUACCUUGCAUUGGUUUUAAUUCCUAAGAACCAAGUCUUUGCUUGAACUCAGAAUAACCUGUGUCCAAUGAGAUGGCACAGGGUCAUCUGGGCUAGGCCUUCCCCCUUCCCCUUCAGCUCCAUCCUGCUGCCGGGCAUGUCCCUUGUCACUUCCAGGGCUAAGCCCCAAAGUGCCAGUGUCCAAAGACAGUAAGAGGCUCAAACACAGCCUCUGAAAGGCCCUGGGGCCCCCAGCUGCACCCCCCCCCUCUGCUUGCAUUAGCCCCACCA